Dentiscutata erythropus is the source of this 224-nucleotide messenger RNA. Lineage: Eukaryota; Fungi; Glomeromycota; Glomeromycetes; Diversisporales; Gigasporaceae. The record is from the annotation of a GenBank genome assembly.
AAAAUGGAAUGGACAUGCUUAAAACGAUCAGUUAUUUGUUGAUCUCAAUGCUUUUACGAACUGGUGAUAGAGUUAAAUGUGCUGAAAUUACAGAAGAACGGCUAAGUGGUUGCUUUUUUACUCCCAAAAAGAGGCUUUAUUUGAAUUUUAUUAAAGAUACACAAUUAAAUGUAUUGAAGUUAGAGAAUGUUGGCCCUGCGAUUCCUUUUAUAGUAAGGUGUUAG